This is a messenger RNA of Aspergillus caelatus, 2973 nucleotides long. Its product is annotated as transcription factor domain-containing protein. NCBI's taxonomy places the organism in Eukaryota, Fungi, Ascomycota, Eurotiomycetes, Eurotiales, Aspergillaceae. The transcript has 3 exons. Gene Ontology annotation, biological process: regulation of DNA-templated transcription; DNA-templated transcription. The record is from RefSeq and is a predicted model, not a curated record. The coding region runs from base 482 to 2809 and encodes 775 amino acids. Gene Ontology annotation, molecular function: DNA-binding transcription factor activity, RNA polymerase II-specific; DNA binding; zinc ion binding.
AUUCGAUAUCUCUUGGUUGAGUCCCACCAACAGAAUACUUGGAAAUUAUAAAUAAUGAAGAUAAUAGCAUAAGAACAACUAUGACUUGGCAAUGGGAGAAUGGAGUCACAAUGGGGGUUCAUUACAAACUUACAAGCUUUGGUUCAUCUGCACACCAAGGAAGGUAUUGAUGGAAAGUACCAGUAAGAUCAAUUAGGAUUAUGUACUGAAUACUUGACAUCUCGUGAUCUUUUCCCAAUUGGAACUUCUCCGCACGCACGUGACCUGCCCCAGACUCGCCGGCAGAUGCCCCACCACUAGUUCUCCGGCUCUAUCGAUUUCUCCUCUUCUUUCCCAUUUUCUUACGUUUCACAAUCCCCAUUGCUACUCUCUUCCUGAUCAUGUCUUGAAAACAAGCAAUCCCUUCAACCUUAGAACAGCUCUCAUUAUCAAGGAUGAAGUUGCUAGUCCUCGGACCCUGAACCUGCGUCGAUGCUUUGCUAUGUCCUCCACCGCGCAUAACAGCCAACCAUCCACCGGCAAUGGUGUGACAAAACGCAAGUCAGGCUCCGCAGCCUGUAUUCAUUGUCAUCGGCGUAAAGUCCGAUGCGAUGCUCGCAUUGUCGGCUUACCUUGCUCGAAUUGUCGCACUGCGGGAAAGGCCGAUUGCCGCAUCCAUGAGAAGAAAAAGCGCCUGGCUGUGCGUUCCAUUCUUGACCCAGUCCCCAUUCGCUGUCGUCCGACCCAUGACUCCGAUUCUACUCCCAAGCCAAUACCAUCUACACCUAUCCAGCCGAAUGCUUUCACAACUGCCUUUCGGGGCAUCCAACCCGACGUGACGAGUCCUGUCGCAGCCGGCACCCAGAUCAUCCAAUCACCACACUCUGGCUACACCAAUGGUAGCCAUCUCUCCAACAACCAUGAUUCCCAACCGAUUGCGGAAACCCAAACAUUCAAUCGCCAGCCGGGUGCCGACCGGUCCAUGGAACUGGAAAACAAUGCAGACUUGGAGAAGCGACUCGUGAAGUUGAUUGAUGAGGAGGAGUCGGGCAGUCGAGAAAUUCAAAGGGGUGUGAGGGCAAUAUAUGUUGGCCAUGAACUUUCGAACAUGUCAUUCUUGAUCCGGCAACAGCGAGAUAAAGACGACGAUGUGUAUCACUUCGCGGGCAAUGAAAUUCCUCGACGGCAAUUGAGAACAGGUCAUGACCAGCUCCUUAUGGAUGCCCUCACGUUGCCAGAACCAGCCCUUGCUGAUGAGCUGGUACAGGCGUACUUCACGCACGUAAACCCAGGGUAUCCCAUAAUUGAAGAGGAUCUAUUUAUGGCUCAAUAUCGUAAUCGUGACCCCGCCGACCCGCCUCCCAUAUUACUUCUCCAAGCCAUUUUGCUUGUCGGGGCCCAUGUCACACGUCCAAAAGCAGAGCGAGAUGCGCUCAAGGAAAUCUUCUUCCGUCGUGUCAAAUGGCUAUUCGACAGUCGCAUUGAACGCAAUCGUGAUAUUAUGGUUCAAGCUGCAUUGCUCAUGACAUGGCACUCGGACAGUGCCGAUGAUGACGUAGCGGCUAAUGCUCACUACUGGGUGGGUGUGGCUGCUAGAAUCGCUACAGGUCUUGGUAUGCACCGUAACCCAGUAUCUAGCAAAUUUGUACCUCGCGAUCGCCGGAUGUGGAGAAGGCUGUGGUACAUUCUGGUUCAAUUUGAUGUUAUGGUGUCAUUGUCAUAUGGCCGACCACAAGCUAUCAACCUCGAGGAUUCAGAUGUCUCCCCUUUGACCCCUUCUGACUUUGAAGGGUGUGGUUCUCGAGUGCAAGCCGAGUAUGUUAUUCACUUUUCAGAACUGUGUACGAUGAUCUCGUAUAUCGUGCGGGAACGGUUUGGGUUGAGAGUCAGCGCUGAGCGCCGCAAAGCUGCCUUGCAAGAAGCCGACGAAGCCCUUGCGAAUUGGUCCCUCAAGCUGCCAGAUAGUUUACGCCUACGAGCCUCUGAUAUGGAUCCAUGGUCUGCCAUGCUUCAUCUGACAUACAACAACUUCCUGAUUCUUCUUCAUCGGCCACAUCCAAGAGCUUCCGCAUAUUCAGAUGACUACGGUCCGCACGACGCAGAAAUCUGCAGUGCUGCCGCUGGAGUUAUCGCCUCCAUAUUCGAGGAACUCCGCCUGAACGACCGGCUGAAGUUCUUGUGGUACUCUGGAGUACAUACGCUCUUCACGGCAAUGAUUCAAGUUCGGGUAGAACUUCGAUUUUCCAAUCCUGUCCUCGCAAUCAACGCCUUGCGCCGCUUCGACUCGGCCUCAUAUUCUCUCCGUGAACUUGCGGAGUAUUGGUCUCACGCCAAUACCAUCUUAAGGUUAUUCCAAGACUCUAAACGACUCCAGGAGGACUUGCGCAUGGCUACCAGCGAAAGACCACGACGAUUCAGCACACAUGAUCAAAAUAAGAGCACAUCUAAUUCAUCUAAUCCCCAUCCCACCUCAACCACAAAUCCCAAUUCAAAUACCACUUUACAGAGCCCUCAGAAUGAGCCGCAACUUCCAUACGAAGUUCCUACCCCCGAAUCUCCGCAUAUGCCCCCAACCACCAUGAGUCCCCACCAGAACCAGCCAUUCGACAGCUGGAUCCCGUCUAGCCAUCUCGCUUCUGUAGACCCCAUAGACCAACCUAGAGAGUUUCUAGAUUGGCGACAGCUUUUUUCCUUUACCGAUCCAGAUCAGUCCGUUCUUCCCCUUCCCAUGGAAGGAUUGCCAGAGUUAGAAGAUGAAUGGCGCCAAAUAUAUUGGCAGGAAACUCCUAUGUCUGACCUUCUCCAGGACGGAGGAUGGAUGCAUGGAUAAAUACAUACUUUCCCAGCGGGUAUAUCUCGAUCGUUUUGUUCCAUUGGAUUUGACUAGAAUGGCGAUGUUAAUGAUACCUGUUUCGUCUUUGUUGAUGAUCAUAUGACUAUAAUGGAUUACACAUGAUACAUACAACUUACCGUAUAUAACUUCGCACCAAGUGC